CGAAUGUUCUUUUCAGAAAAAAAAAACAAAUAAAAAAUGGCUUUGACACCUUUUUUGGCGAAGGCAAUUCGUAGCUUUAGCGUUGAGAUAAAAAAAACAAUCAUUUGUGAGCCCUGUUGCCAGCAGCACACGCUUCCAAUCACUCAAGGAAUAAGUCUUUAAAACUAUCUGGAGGAGUGACUAUGAGCUACGAGCCCUUCACAAACCCAUACACACUUAUACACAGUGCACUGUUUUGAUGCACGGCAGCUAGUGAAUGAAAAAACCACACACACACACACACACACACACACACAGGUGGAUGUGUGUGCUGAAAAAAAUCCUGGUCCUGAAGGCUAAUGCACUCUUCAAGCUGGUUUACUGAGCAGGUGACAUGUUAUGAACACACCGUCAGAGCCCAGUGGCUCCCCACCCAUGGUGGUUUAUAGAGAGAGAGGGAGAGAUAGAGUUUAGGGCAUAGUGCUUUGAGAAACCAGAUCUAUAUUGAGGUGCGCCUCUGAACCUGGGUGCAAACGGAGGAAGGUUCACGCUUGAUGAUGAUGAUUAACUGGAACAUGCUGUGUUCUGUGGAAUCGUGAUGCCUCUGAUGUGCUGUUUACGUCAACUUUGUUUGGUUUUGUUAACGUCUCAUGAUUAAAAAAAAGCAAACAUGAGAAACAUGUUCUUUCUCUUGGUUAGAGAAAUGUUUUCACUAGAAUGACUUUAGCACCAUGACCAUAGUCUUCUUAAAAAACAAAAAAAACUGCGUUCUCCAGGUCCUUGAUUAGAGAAUUCCACAACACAGACACAUACCAACACAGACCCAUUUCAAUACGUUAUUUGAAUGUAACCAGGGACGGCUUGCUAGAAACAAGCUGUAAAAACACCAGACAGUGCAUAAGAAACGUGGUUUAUAUUUAAAUGUUUGGCAUUAAUUGUUUUUUUCUGAUCAUCUGGCUCAGGCAGAGAGCAAUGUGUCUUGGAACAGGCUUUGGAUGGUGAUUGGAAUGUGUGCUAUAGAACCCUUGCAGAAGAUAAAAGAAACAAUUGCAGUUUUUUGACAAUUAUGACACUUAAUCCCAUCCCCAUGCCAAUAUUUCUACUGCUGUUUAACGGGUGUGGCGCCAUCAUUCUCUAGUUUUUAUGAGGGACUGCUGUUGUACAUGAUGGUCUUUGACCAGGUUUCUGCUCUUGUUUUGGUACCUCUUCUAUUUCAGCUGUUAGGGCAUACACGGCUUAUCACAAGCUUAAGGUUGUUUUUGUUGUUGUUUUUAUUUUGGUACAGCUGUAUAAAAUUCCCACAUUGACUAGUUUUUUUUUUGUUUGCAUUUUUUUUUGUUCCUGCAACCUUGAUAUUCAGGGUGGAUUGUAAAGAAAUAUAAGAAUAAAAAAAUGUGAGUUUUGGAAGAUUAUUUUGAUAAACUUAUUUGCAGACUUGAGGAUAAUGAGAGGGUCUUGUGUGGGGGUUGAUUUGUAAAGACAGAAAAACAAACUACGACAUCUUGAAGAAAAAGAGCAAAGAAAAUUGUAAUAAAUAUUUUACAUCAGUUUGUCAGUCAUGUCUACCAUUUCGUUGAAUGUAAAAUAUAGCAAACUAACAGAAGUCAAUGGCAUAUCAGUGCCGGAUAUACAUAAUAAUCAGUCGCCAUAGCACUGUCUGGGAGGGAGGAGAACAUGACAAGUUAUUCUGUCACGUCUACCCAUCAGUUUCACUGAUUGUUUGCCAUCUCAGCUGCCCAGGUGAUGGUUGCAUAGUUACUGUAACUAAUAACAAACUAACUGAGAGAUCAACAGAGAGAAGGGCCUCGGGCUACUGAUGUGAAAAGGUGUCCAGGCCGGUGAUAUUGGCAGAAAGUACAUCUAGGACAGCUCUCUAAAUACAGUUUUGCUUUUUCAGUCGUAAGUGAAUGGUGUCUUUCAACCCAGUUGAGUAGUUGGGGUUAGGUCAGCAUCUGUGUAUUAGUGAAUUAGAGGUCGACUCACUGAGCUGAUCAGGAGCCUCUGGUACGGCGUACAGAUGUGGGAUUCACAGGAGUUCAGCUGCCGUGACUGCCACAUGGUCUUCCGGUCAGGGGGGCUCCUAGACAAGCACAAAGCGCGCUUCUGCCUCGGGAGUGAUAUCGGAGAUCCGUCCGUGCUCCUCCGGCAGGGUCGUGUGGAGUUCGCCAAACCUGAGACGGGCGCCUGGAGAGGUCUCGGGCCCAGUAGGACCAGAACCCCGGACCUCAUCUCUGUGAGACUGCACUUGGCUCUGUCCAUAUCUCUCUCACACACACACACACACACACACACACACACACACACACACACACACACACAUUCUUCAUCUCCAGCUCAUUUACUGUCUGUCAUAUCCCUCUCUCUCUCUCUCUCUGUCUCUUAUGCGUCUUGGCUAAAAUUACAUACAUCUGGGAGAUCUAGCACUUUUAUGCUGAGAGAGAAGAGAGCAGAGAGGAUGAGACAGAGUCGGUUGUGGGAUGAGAAGGGUGGUGGGGGAGACGACACCCAGAGAGACAUGCGGGGCAGCAUGGAUGACACCACGACCCUGAGGAGACUCACCAACGAGUGCUGUGUUUAUUACAUAUAUUAUGGGUAUAAUCUGUUUCAUGGGUAUAGUUUAAAGGAAUGUAAUGUAAUUUACUUGGUAUACUUUGUGGAAAUGAACAGAAGAUAUUCUGUGUAUUCACAACUUUUAAAGUUUGCAAAGCUGCGGAUGUCCAUCCAGGAGAGCAUGAGCAGUCUUCCUCAACAGCUGCUCUCAGAGAGCAGUUCAGGAGUUCAGGAGGCACCUGGGGAGGUGGGUGAUGAGCGGCUGAGAGAGAUGUCGGAGCAGCACGGCCAGCAGCUGGCUGAGAUCCGGCUCCAGAGCAGCCUCCUGGAGCAGCGCAAAGAGGAGAUUGAACAGCGGCUGGCUGCGCUGGCUGGGCUGGCCAACACGAGUCAUCUGGAGAGGCUGCUGCAGGAGCUGAGGGAGCAGGAGGAGAGGAACCAGGAGGCCCUGCAGAACCUCAGCACACAGAUCAGCAUCCUGCAGGCCCAACAGGAGAGGGCCAAAGAUGCUGAGUCUCCCCCAGCCUCCCCUGAAGACAAAAGGACGCCGCACGUGUCUUUUGACCUCAUAUCCUCUGUGGACGGACCACUCUCCAGCCAAAUAAGGUCUCUGAGGCUGGCGUACAUGCAGUCUGGGGGAACUGACCCCGAGGUUCUGGCUCAGAUGCAUGACCUGCAGGCAGAGGCCCAUACGCUGGAGCAAAAACAAAUUAAGCGGCACCACAAAAAGAGAGUCAAGCCCAGUCAAAAGGUUGAAGGUUCCGAUCUAACCUCUCUGCAAUUGGACAACCAGAGACUGGAGGAGGAGAUCUUCAGGAUCCAGUUAGCCAGGGAGAGAGGGGGAGAAGGUGUGGCUCAGGGGUCCCCAACCUUUCUGGGUCAGAGGGCUACCAAGGGCUACCCAAGGGCUACUGAAAGUUACCCGAGGGCUACUUUUAGGCAGCAGGUCCAGCAGCUGUGCAGCCUGCAGGAGAAGAUCGAGGGGCUGCGGCGUGAGGUGCAGACCACCAGGCAACACCGCCAACCUCCUGCUCUCCCUCCACCUCCACCUCCACCUCCACCUCUCUUCCCUGGAGGCCCCGGAGCUCAGCGCCAGGGCACCACUGCUGCUCUGGAAUGGCACAAGGCUCAGCCCUCUCUACUCAGCAGACGUCUCCUGAGCCGUCACGACAGCCUGGGCCCUGCUCCUUAUGACCCUGUCGCUGGCUUUGUGAUUUUCUAUGACUUGCUGGUUGGUGCGGAUGCCACUCAUGCAGUGCUGCGGCUGGUAGCAGGGCUCUUCUCCCAUGCCCAGGAACUGGGGCGCCCUGUCCCCCUGCCCGCUGUGCCCUGCCAACCAGCCGGCUCCCUGCCGUACCCCUACACUCUACCCACUGGCAACUAUGCCCUGCUGUCUGCCAAGCAGCCAGUGCCCAGGAUGCAGCCGUCCCCCCUCCUCUCCCUCCUGGUGGAGGUCCAGGUGGCUGAAGGUGCGGACCUGACUGGCCAGGAGGGGGCGCAGCAGGAGCUGGUGUCCUGUGGCUGGACUCGACUGCAGCUGUUUGACCAGCACAACCAGGUGCGCAGCGGACACUGGCGCCUGCCUUUCAGGGUCCUACCAGUACGACCAACUCUGUCCCCUGAGCAGCUCAACUCAGUACCUCAGCUUGGCAACAUGGAGUUAUAUUUGCGAAUAGCAAAUGCACGUGACAGUGAAGUCCAGUCCCUAGCUAAAGUUGACCCAAGUGACACCAGCCAUUACAAGUAUCCUACCUUGUCACCUGUGGGAUUCAGAGGAGCUGCAUCGCCCCCUCCAGCACCAGUGCAACCCUCCACCAAUCCGGCUUCUUGUAGUGAUCAGAUGGACCCGCCUCCUGUAGAGGGGUCUAAUCAGAGGUGAGAAAGAGAUUGGAGUCCCAACUGCUUGGUUCCCUUUGUAAAUUUGGUAUUCUUGUCAAUGUACACGCAAAAGACCCCACUUCUACUGAAAGGGAACAUCCAAUAUCAUAUCGUACAGAUUACAAUAUUCUUUAAAAUGUUGUGACCACACACCUUUACAGUUUUUUUUUUUAAACGUUUUUUUCUAUUGCUUUCAGUCACCAAUUUAUUGCAAAUGCUGCAUUUGGCCAAUUUCUUGGAUAAUUUGCUGCUGUUAUAUUUCCAAACCGAGGGUUGGGUCACCUUUCUCACCUUUGAUAACUGAUCAUAUGUCUCUUUUUUACCUGUGUGAAAUACAAAUGUGAUGCUGAUUUUUGCUGACCAAUUAAAAUGUCAAACUGGAA
Molecule: messenger RNA, 4790 nt
Organism: Engraulis encrasicolus (European anchovy)
Lineage: Eukaryota; Metazoa; Chordata; Actinopteri; Clupeiformes; Engraulidae
Gene: ccdc17
Product: coiled-coil domain containing 17
Exons: 14
Coding region: 1997-4408 (803 amino acids)
Source: RefSeq, a predicted model, not a curated record